Molecule: messenger RNA, 1578 nt
Organism: Lemur catta (Ring-tailed lemur)
Lineage: Eukaryota; Metazoa; Chordata; Mammalia; Primates; Lemuridae
Gene: WNT9A
Product: Wnt family member 9A
Exons: 4
Coding region: 81-1178 (365 amino acids)
Biological process (GO): multicellular organism development; neuron differentiation; cell fate commitment
Cellular component (GO): extracellular region
Molecular function (GO): cytokine activity; frizzled binding
Source: RefSeq, a predicted model, not a curated record
GGCGCUAUAAGAGGGCGGCGACCGCGGCGCGCCCUGCGCGGAGCCGGGAGCGCGAUGGUGAGCCGCCGCGGCGCGGCAAGAUGCUGGAUGGGCCCCUGCUGGCGCGCUGGCUGGCCGCGGCCUUCGGGCUGACGCUGCUGCUCGCCGCGCUGCGCCCUUCGGCCGCCUACUUCGGGCUGACGGGCAGCGAGCCCCUGACCAUCCUCCCGCUCACCCUGGAGCCCGAGGCAGCAGCCCAGGCACACUACAAGGCCUGCGACCGGCUGAAGCUGGAGCGCAAGCAGCGGCGCAUGUGCCGCCGGGACCCCGGCGUGGCCGAGACGCUGGUGGAGGCCGUGAGCAUGAGCGCGCUGGAGUGCCAGUUCCAGUUCCGCUUCGAGCGCUGGAACUGCACCCUGGAGGGCCGCUACCGGGCCAGCCUGCUCAAGCGAGGCUUCAAGGAGACCGCCUUCCUCUACGCCAUCUCCUCGGCCGGCCUGACGCACGCGCUGGCCAAGGCGUGCAGCGCGGGGCGCAUGGAGCGCUGCACGUGCGACGAGGCGCCCGACCUGGAGAACCGCGAGGCCUGGCAGUGGGGCGGCUGCGGGGACAACCUCAAGUACAGCAGCAAGUUCGUCAAGGAGUUCCUGGGCCGGCGGUCGAGCAAGGACCUGCGGGCCCGCGUGGACUUCCACAACAACCUCGUGGGUGUAAAGGUGAUCAAGGCCGGCGUCGAGACCACCUGCAAGUGCCACGGCGUGUCCGGCUCGUGCACGGUGCGGACCUGCUGGCGGCAGCUGGCGCCCUUCCACGAGGUGGGCAAACACCUGAAGCACAAGUACGAGACGGCGCUCAAAGUGGGCAGCACCACCAACGAGGCCACCGGCGAGGCGGGCGCCAUCUCCCCGCCGCGGGGACGGGCCUCGGGGACGGGCAGCAGUGACCCGCUGCCCCGCACCCCUGAGCUCGUGCACCUGGACGACUCGCCCAGCUUCUGCCUGGCUGGCCGCUUCUCCCCGGGCACCGCCGGCCGCAGGUGCCACCGCGAGAAGAACUGUGAAAGCAUCUGCUGCGGCCGCGGCCACAACACGCAGAGCCGGGUGGUGACGAGGCCCUGCCAGUGCCAGGUGCGCUGGUGCUGCUACGUGGAGUGCAGGCAGUGCACACAGCGCGAGGAGGUCUACACCUGCAAGGGCUGAGGGCUCCGCCAGCACACAGGUGCCUGGCUGGGGCGGGGGCCGGCGUCCGCGCUGGCUGCACAGCUGCCGUGCCUGCGCCCCGGCCCUGGCCGCCUCUUCCGACCCGAGAGCAUUGCGCCGAUGCUUUCUGAGCUGUCCCUGUCCCGAGCACGCCAGGCCCCGGGUGAGGAGCAGCCCUUGGGUGCACCCUCGUGACCACGCAGCCUCCGUGCCUGCGCAGCCACCCCUGGGGUCCGGGCCUGGCCAGGGCUGUCCCGGCACCGGCACUGUCUUCAGAGAGUGAAACCACUAGGAGAGGACGGAGCCCGCCUGGUCCCUGGGGGCCCAGCUGCCCCCCUGCCCGGCCUCGGGGGACAGUGCCCUGCCUUCUCUGACAUCGAGCACUUCUCUUUGGAGUGAA